AUGUACAAACUCGAUCCAUUAGUAGAAAAGUUAACGCAUUUUGUACAUACAGACAGUAUGUAUAAAUUGAAAAAUCUAUUCCCUCACUCCAAUGAUUCCAAUAUUAUAAAGAACAACAUAUCCUGUGUAGCAAACGACACAAGUGAACGUGAUCAGACUAUACUGAAUGAAUUGCACCAGUUGGACAACAAUAUCACAUUCUUGUUGAAUAUAUUCAAAAGUUAUAAGCCAAAGAAGAGGAAGAAUUGUGGUCAGACGUCGACGACGAACACUGCUACUACCACUGUUAAACCGACAAAUACGGCUGCCACGACCAACACCACUCCCACCGCCACCCGUACUAUUAGCACAGCUGAGACUGCUGCUUUGAAGAAGUCUUUCGUCGAUGAAUUACACGAAUUAAGUAGUCAUGUGAAUAAUCUUUUAAAUUAUCCUAAAGCGGAUCCUACUACUGCUAAUACUAACGCUCAAAGUGUGCAGGCCCUACUAAGUCGACUAGACGGUGAACUCAACAGUCUAAUCGAUCUAUUUACAAGUUAUCCUAAUCAACUGGUGAACAGAACAACAACAACACCUUCUACAAGUGCGGCGAUGAUGAAUUGCCUCCUCCCCAUGAGAAUACCCAAGGAACCAGUCACUUUUAUUAUUCAAUGUAAUCCAAAUAAUCCUCCAUUAUCUGUACUACUGUUAUGUCAUUUAUUGAUUACUAAUCAUUACAGAGUAACAAUUAAAUCAUUUAAACAUUCAACAGUCAUGAAGGAAUUACCUCAGUCACUGGAGAAAUUCCUUGGACUUUUAACGAUGAAUAACACUACUGCUACCACUACUGCUGCUGCAUCGACGACGACGACUCCUAUUGAUACAAAUUUAAACUUACAUUUCAUCUGGAAUUUAUCAUGUCCUGAUUGUGUUAUAUCUUCAUUUGACAAAUCGAUUACACCGUCAAAGCUAUACGGUGAAUGUAUGCUAGUCGAAUUGAUCUACAGAGUGUUUCAAUCAACGCAAAUUGAUGAUAAGCUGUUAUCGCUGAUUAUAAUGAUUGAUUCAAAGUUGUUACUGCCAUCAUUAUCGCCAUCACUGUGUACUUCGUCGACGACUGUUGUACAAGCCUGUAGACAAGAAAAAGCCCUAACUACACUCAAUGCUCAUUCAUAUUUUCAACGAAUUACACGUGAUUUCCCAUCAAUUAUCGAUUGUUAUUUAUAUACGUGUCUAAAACAAUUGAAUUUGUUCAAUGUACUACCGGGAAAUUUAAAAGUGUGGUUGAAAUUUUGUCAGAAAUGGAAAAGUUUUACUUUGUUAUCAUUGUAACAAUUGGAAUGUGAUAUUGUAUAAUUAAUUAAUUAAUUAAUUAAUUAUAUACAUUCUGGUGUACAGAA
This is a messenger RNA of Trichobilharzia szidati, 1379 nucleotides long. The record is from the annotation of a GenBank genome assembly. NCBI's taxonomy places the organism in Eukaryota, Metazoa, Platyhelminthes, Trematoda, Strigeidida, Schistosomatidae.